UCUGAAUGUUGGCAACAAUUUGUCUCAACAGCCCAGUUGUUUUGAGGAUACAAGCAGACAGACAUUGUCAUUAUUUGUUUACAUAUUUUGCGAUGUGCGUGCUUUGAGAAUGAAAAAUGAAUUUUGAAGGGAAAACUGGUGAAUUUAUUUCUCCUCAGCAAGUUCUGGGGAACAUUGAAGACAGUUUACUAGGGGAUGCAGACGAAGGUGUAAAUGUACUCCUCAUCAAUGAAGUUAAAAAGUAUCCCAUUCUAUAUGAUUUCAAUAAUGAAAAGUACUCUGACAAAGAAAUUCGAGCAAGAAUUUGGACUCGCAUUAGCGCAGAUCUUGGAAUGAGCACUAAAUCAGCUAAACACCAGUGGAAGCGCUUGCGAGACUCCCUGCGUGAUGCUCUGAAACGCCAAGAAGGCAAAAUGGGAGUCUCUUGCAGAAAAACUUGGCGAUAUUACAAGAAGAUGGAAUUUGUUAUUCCCUUUAUGACAAACAGAGAACCUGGUGCAAUUUCAAAUUCGAAACGACGUAGGAACAGGAAGCAUGCUUCGAGCCAUGGCCACCCUCAUCAAGAUGCUGCAAUAAGCAUGAUUUCUUCAGCACUGAAUGCAGCUUCGGAAGGAUCAAGUUACUAUAACAGUAGUAAUUCUAGUGGCCCCAGCGGUAGUCGCUUGUACAAGGCUGAAGGAGUUGAGAUGUCUCUUCUUGAAGAGCUUGCCCACAAACCUUUGGACGAGGAUUUAUAUUUCUGUCUUUCUAUGGCAGCUAGUAUGAAACGUCUAAGUGAGCAACGUCGUGCUAGACUAAAGUGUGAUAUGAUGAGUAUGCUAUACACAGCACAAUGUGAAGAAGCCUUCCCUUAAAAACUGUAGGAGACACCCCAUGGAAUCAUUACUACUGGGUAGGAUCAUUUAAUGCUUUGGUGUAGUGAAUAUUUUUUAAAGAUGUUUUUAGAACACAUUCUUUUGUAAAUGUUCAUUAGUCAAACAAUCUUCUGUUUCUGAUUAAUUUUUUUAAUGCAACCCAGGUGUCCUUAACUCCAAAGUUUGUAAAGCAAAGCAUCAUGGUUUACCAGAACUCUUCUUUAAAAAAAAAAAAAUAGUUGAAAACAUUUCCAUACCACAGUAUUGUUUUGUUAAAGUACAGUUAAAUCUUGAACAACCUCCUCUGCCCAGUCAGUACAACAAGCAGAGGGGAGGUUGAGGAGUUACUCUUCCCAUACGUUUUAAUGUUUUCUGUUUUAUGUUGUUCUUUUUCACUUUUGAGGCAGAGUGCCUUUGUGCUGCUUAGGAUCUGUUCCAUUUUAUCGUAAGAAACCCACAAAACAGCUUCCAUGAAGCAGAUUUUCCUCACUUUCAGUUGUAGUUAUACUUUUAAGUCAUUGAGCUUUGUAUAUAUGACUUUCAUUGGUGCAAGACACAACUAGGUAUCCUCCCUCUUUUCUUCUUCAUUACUUUUAGUGUUAUUUUUUAAAUAUUUAUAAUGUACAUAUGGUUAUGUAAUAUUAGUGUUUGAGGCACAUUGUGUUAUUAUUUAAA
Messenger RNA from Thrips palmi, 1529 nucleotides. Its product is annotated as transcription factor Adf-1-like. Gene Ontology annotation, biological process: regulation of transcription by RNA polymerase II. Lineage: Eukaryota; Metazoa; Arthropoda; Insecta; Thysanoptera; Thripidae. The record is from RefSeq and is a predicted model, not a curated record. Gene Ontology annotation, cellular component: nucleus; transcription regulator complex. Bases 117 to 854 code for a protein of 245 amino acids. Gene Ontology annotation, molecular function: DNA binding. The transcript is spliced from 4 exons.